ACCCAGCAUGCACAGGACAUUACAGGCCGCUGCAACUUGGCAAUGAGCUCGGGCAAAUACUUCCGUCUCUCGCGGGCUCAGUUGCGAUCAGUUAAUUUAAGCUCUGAUUCAGACGGUGGUGGUGCCGAUGGGAGCGAGGCAGCUGCGCAGGUGGGACUUCUGAAGAACUUCUGAAGAGCAAAUUCAGCGACAGCAGAGCAAAAUGGCUGGCCGAGGGUGGAGACAGUCCGAUGUUGAAUCUCUCGGCGGCAUCAGUGUAUCCAGCUCACUUGAGCGUCAGGCUAUGCGAGAGCAGCUGGACGCAGUGCGGAGCACCUUAAACACGCUUGCCGGGCCGGGUGCGGGAAUCGCAGGCCCAGCGUCAGGCGUCACUGCUGCGCCCGGCACCAGCCACCCGCCCCUCGAGGUGGUCCUGACAGAUAUUGCGUCAAAGCUUGGAACUAUUGAGGGCCUUUACGGCUCGCUGACUGAACGACUUGACAGCAGCGAGCGCCACAUCAAGAAUUUGCAGCACUUUUCCGCGAGCACCAUUCAUGAGACCGCGCGCCUGGUCGACUACGUUGGUGGGCGCGCGACGACCCCGUCCCGUGCUACCAGCAUGGCGGGCGGCGCGGGGAGCAUGGGCUUGGGGCCGUCGGUCAACCUGCGCGGCCGCCACAUGGCCGGAGGCGUGCCCACGACGCCGACCCCCGUCACUGGCGGCGCAGCAGGGGCACGCUCCGCUUUGCAUAUCCUGGAGCAGGGCCCCAACCACAUGGGUGCCACGCUGCAGCAGCACGCGGCGCAGAUACACAAGCUGAUUGCGGGGCUGGACUUUCUGGAGGCUCACAUCAUCCGACAGGACCAGAUGGUGGAGUCCCUGCAGAAGCAGGUCACCACCGGCUCGCCCGCCGGCGUGGCGGCAGACGGCGGCCGCAUCCCCAGCGAGCUCUCGGUGCGCAUGCACGACAUGUCGGAGCUGCUCAACAAGCUGCGCUCGCACAUGUACAAGGUGGAGAAGAAGUCGGCGGGCGGCGAGCAGGCGCUGGCGGCGCUCACGGCGCGGCUGGAGGCGCUGGCGGAGCGGCUGCGCGCGGUGGAGGACCGCGGCGGCGGCGAGGGCGGCGCUGGCAGCGGCUCGGCGCAUCGAUCCUCGCACGAGGGCGACCUGUCUUCCACGCAGCAGACCCUCCACGAGCUGGCGUCGGCCCAGGCGGAGCUGCGCGGCAUGGUGCUCGACGUUGGCCGUGAUGUGGCGCAGCUGCGUGACCAGGUCGAGGCGCAGCUGCAGCAGGCCGACUCGCAGCCGCAGGCCGCUGGCGUCUCUGCUGCGGAGGGCGCUGAGAUGCGCCGGCAGCUGGCCUUCUUGAUGGCCCAGGUGCCCGUGCUGGUGGCGGAGAACGGCGAGCUCAAGACGGCUGUGGCCUCGUUGCGGCGGCGCCUGCCCGACCUGGACGCCACCCGCGACCAGGUCGACAGCAUGGAGCGGGAGCUGGCGGCACUGCAAAGUGCCGCCGGCGCCAGCGGGCUGCGCGGCCCCGCGGCCGACGUGGUGGCGGACGCCGCGGAGGAGGGCCUGCGCCGCGUUGCGGCGGUUGAGGAGCAGCUGGCGGGCCUGACCGGCCGCGUCGAGGGGCUGGUCAGCCGGGAGGAGCUGCAGUCGGUGGCGACGGCGGCCGCGGCGGCGGAGCAGGAGCUGGCGGCGCUGCGGGAGCGGCGUGAGACGGCGGCCGAACGCCGCGCGUCCAUGCCCGGUGCCGAUGCGGCGGCGCUGUCGGCGGAGGUGGCGGCGGCCGCCAAGGCGGACCUGAUGGAGCACGUGGGCCGCAUGCGGGAGCGCCUGGAGGUGUCGGCGGCGGCGGCUGAGGCGGCGGCGCUGCGUAGCAAGGAGAUGGCGGAGGAGGCCGCGGCCCAGUGCACCGAGGCGGUGGAGGCGGCGGCGGCGCGCCUGGCGGAGGUGGAGGCGUCCGCGGCCGACAUGGCUGCCAACGCGGAGGAGGCUGUGCGGAAGGCUGGCACCGCCGCGGCGGCCAGCGCAGCUGCGGCGCUUCAGGAGAGCGUGCUUGCCAUGGUUGCCGGCGUGGAGCAGGAGCAGGGCGCGCUCAAGCAGCAGCUCGCCAACCUUGCGGCUCAGGUGUCUGAGGAGCAGGCUGCCAUCUCGGCUGGGCUGAGUCAGGUGCAGGAGCAGGUGGCGGCGGCGACCUCGGCCGCCAUGGACGCCGCCACGUGCGCGCAGCUGGUGCAGCAGGCCCAGGCGGAGCAGGGCUCGCGGGCCGACCCGACUGAGGCGCUGCAGGAGGUGCAGGACCAGCUGCGUGAGCAGGUCGGCGCGGUGAUGGAGGGCCUGAAGGGCCGCGUGGAGGCGGCGCUGCAGCAGGUGGACGAGCAGCUGGCGGCCGCCGCCGCCGCCAGCGAGGCGGCGCUGCAGGAGCUGCGCGGCGCGGCGGCGGACGCGGCGGAGCGCGGCGACCUGGCGCUGGCCUCGGUGGAGGGGCUGCGCGCGGAGCUGAUCCUGCUGACGGGGCAGGCGGACGUGACGUCCACGCGGCUGGAGGCGCUGGAGGCGGCGGUGGGCGUGGACCCGCGCUCCAGCGUGGCGGCCAGCCCGCUGGGCGGCGAGCAGGCGGCAGGCAGGCGGGUGUCCGCCAGCGACCUGGAGGAGGCGGCGGCGGCGGAGGUGGAGGCGGAGGCGCUGGCCGCGGCCGAGGAGGCGGCCGAUGCCGGAGGGGAGGAGGAGGAGGCGGAGGAGGAUGGCGCCGAGGGCGAGGAUGGCGCUGCGGCGGGCGGCCGGUCUGCGGCCCGGGCUGCGCCGCGUGUGGCGGCACAGGGCGGCGGUGGCGGCGGCGGUGGCGGCGGGCUGUUGGACCUGGUGGCGCAGCUGCGCGCCCGUGUGGGCGGCCUGGAGGGCGCGGUGGAGGCGGCGGCAGCGGACAUGGACGGUGUCCGCGGCCAGCUGGUGGCGUCCAAGCAGGACGCGGAGGACGCCAUCCAGCAGGCCACGUCGCGGCUGGCGUCGGAGGUGGCGGGGCUGACGCAGGCGGUGGGCGCCAUGGACGAGCGGGUGGCCAGCGCCGCCAGCACCUUUGACUCCAUGGCCGCCGCCUCGGGUGUGCUGCAGCGCCGCGCGGAGCAGCAGGCCGCCAGCACCGCCGCGCUGGAGGCGCAGCUGCAGCAGCUCAAGGUCAAGCUGGAGGAGGAGGUGGUGGACCGGGUGCAGGAGACCUCGCAGGCGCUGGCCUCGCUCACGUCCCGCAUCUCGCGCGACUACGUGAACCGCGAGCAGCUGGGCGCAAUCUUCCAGGCGCGCGCCGACAUGAAGCGCGCCGUGGACGAGCUGGCGUCGGUGUUCGACACCGGCCGCCUCGUGCGCGAGGCCUCCUCGGACGACGUGGCGGUGCAGGCGCCGUCCCGCAGCGGCUCCGUGGCGGCGCGCAACGGCAACGGCGAGGAGGGCGCGGUGCUGUCGCCGCGGCUGGUGCAGGCGCUGGAGGACCUGGCGGGCAAGCAGGCCGAGCUGGAGCAGCAGGUCAAGCUGGCCCUGUAUCGAUCCGAGAGCAUGGUGCGUCACGAGCAGCUCAACUCCAUCCAGCAGGCCAUGGUGACGCUGGAGAUGCAGUUCCGCCGCAUGGGCGCCGCGCCGCCCGCCUCGCCGCAGCACCCCGCCGCCCUGCCGCCGCUGCCGCCCGCCAGCACCGCAGCCGUCGCGGCCGCCGCCGCCGCUGCGGAGGCGGCGCAGCAGGAGCUGGCGGAGCUGCGCGCUCGCGUCGCGGCGCUGGAGGCCGCCGUGCCCUCAGCCGCCACCAGCGGCGCCGCGGCCUCGCCCGCGACCGCGGCCUCGCACGGACUGGGCCAGGGCCACGGCGCCGCGGGCCACCAUCGCCGCACCGCGUCGCGCGACAGCGCCUUCGUGCACCUGUGCCUCUCGCCGGCAGACCCCGCUGCGGUGGCGGCCGGCGGCGAGAGCCCGCUGCGCGUGCGGCUGCUGGUGGAGGCUGUGUCCACGCAGGACGGCGCCGGCACCGACGCGGACAUGAGCGUGGCGGAGCCGUCGCUGUCUCAGCUGCUGGUGGCGGAGGAGGCCGAGGAGGCGGAGGCGGGCGCGGGCGGCGAGGCGGAGGGCACCAGCCUGCAGGCGGCGCUGGCGGUGGCGGAGGAGGUGCGGCAGCUGCGUGGCGUGCUGGGCGACCUGACGGAGCUGUGUGCGGGGCUGCAGGACCAGGUCACGCAUGCCGCCGAGUCACGCAAGGUGCUGGAGGAGACCGUGUCGGAGCUGCAGGAGCGGCUGGACUCGCAGGUGGCCGCCACCGCCUCCAGCCUGGCGCUGAUGGCCACCAUGGCCACCGACCAGCACGACCAGCACAAGCAGCGCAGCGCGGCACGCCUGGAGACGGCGGCGCGCCUGGAGGCGGCGGCGGCGGCGGGCCGCAGCAGCCGCAGCCUAGGCCUGGGGCUGGCCGUGGGCGGCUCGGAGGAGGGUGACGAUGACGGCGGCGAGGGGCUGGACACGCUGUCCACGUUGGCCCGGACCGUCAACAUGCUGGCGGCGCGGCUGCAGGCGGCGGAGGACCAGCUGGAGGCGGCCUUCGUGGUGCGCACGCCGCGCAGCCCCACCUCCCGCGCCGCCGUGGCGGCCGCCGCCGCUGCAGCCGCCGCGUCAGCUGCUGCUGCUGCUGCGGCGGCGGCGGAGGUGUCGGGUGAGGAGGCUGACGUGGAGGCUGACGUGGAGGCUGCCGGUGCUGCGGAGGCCGGCGCUGAGGCAGCGGCAGGCUCGGGCUCCGGCGCGGCUGGGGCCGCCACGUCUGCUGAGGACGACGGCGAGGAGGAGGACGAGGAGGGCCGCGUGCUGGGCCUGGGCUUGAUGGUGCCGGUGGUGCCGCGCGAGAUGGAGCGGCAGCUGGGGGCGCUGCAGGGCGCGGUGCAGGAGCUGGCCGCGGUGGUGGGCCGCCUGGGCGGGCGCGUGGAGUCGCUGGAGGAGGCGGGCGCGCUGGAGGACGUGCGGGCGGCGGCGGCGGAGGUGGUGCUGGAGGCCAUUCCGGGCGCCAUCGCGCAGCAGCUGGAGUCAGUGCUGGGUCGGCAGGCGGAGCAGGCAGCGGACGCCGCGCGGCGGGCGGAGGCGGAGGCGGAUGCCGCGCGGGCCGCGGCCGCGGAGGCGGCGGCGGCGCGAGAGACGGUGGAGGAGGUGGCGGUGGUGGUGCGCGGCGCGGUGGCGGUGGCCGAGGCUGCGCGCGAGGCGGCGGCGGCGCGCGAGGAGGCGGCGGCUGUUGCCCUUGACGCGGUGGAGUCUGCUGUGCGUGAGGCGGCUGUGGAGGCGGAGGCGGCACGCAACUCCGUGGUUGACGCCGAGGCCGCGCGCCAGGCUGCGCAGGAGGCGCAGGCCGCGGCGGAGGCGGCGGCAGCAGUCGUUGCCGCCGCACAGCCUGCCGCGCCUGCCAGCGCCGGCGCGGACCCCGCCCUGGCGGAGUCACUCCAGGCCGCGUGCGUGGCGGCGGCUGUGUCUGCUGCCCGCGAGGCGGCGGUGGAGGCGGCGGUGCUGGCGGCGCGUGACGCGGCCGCAGUGGCGACGCAACGGGCGGUGGGCGCGGCUCAGGAGGCCGCGACAGAGGCGAUUGCGGCGGCGGCGGUGCGCGCCUCGUCGCCGCGCGGGCGCCCCGACGACGCGGGCGUGGCCGCCGGCCUGGCGGCUGUGACGGCUGAGGUGAAGGAGGUGCAGUCGGGCUUGAGCUCGGUCACUGCCCGCCUCAAUGAUGUGGACUCGCUGCGAGACCAGCUGGAGGCCCUGGCGGAGCAGGUGCGCUAUGCCGCCGCCGUCGCCUCGGCCGCCGACGCCAACGCAGCGGCAGCAGCGGCCGACCCCUCGCAGCCCGCCCCGCAGUCCCAAGCGCCCGACACACCACCCUUCAACUCGGACGGCGGCAGCGCCGCCGCCGCCACCGUGGCCGGCAUGUUCUCGCCCUCCGCCACCGCCGUCAUCAUCCCGCCCUCCCGCACCCCGCGCAUGUCGGGCGCCGGCGCCUCGCCGAUGGGCGGCCGCGCCGCCGGCACCGCCGCCGCCACUGCCAGCCAGCAGGCGGCCUUCCUGGCGCGGCUAGUGGAGGUGGUGAAGCGGCAGAGCGGACGGCUGCACGCGCAGUACAGCGACGCCGAGGAGACGGGCACGGCGCUGGCGGCGGUGGACAGCCGGCUGGACGAGGCGCAGGCGGCGCUGGCGGCGGCGGACGUGCGCGACGUCAACUCGCCCGCCUUUGCGGAGACGCUGGUCACCGUGCUGGAGCAGGUGGCGGCGCUGCGCUUCAUCGGCAGCCAGACGCACCCGGCUGUGCAGCAGAUGGUGCUGCACCAUGAGAACCGCCUGGAUGAGAUCGCGGAGCAGCUCAAGGCCCUGGCGACCGGCCUGCCUGCGUCCAACGGGGCCGGCGCCGCCGCGGCGGACGGCGGCGCCCGGCCGGCAGCCGACACGGGCGCCGCCACCGCCGCGCUGGCGGAGGAGGUGGUGGGCGUGGUGCGGCGGCUGGGCCGGCUGGAGUCGGAGCUGGGCACGGUGGCGGGCCACACCGCCGCGCUGGACAAGGCGCUGGGCUCCGUCCUGGAGGCGGUGCGCGGCCUGGGCGCGGCGCCCGCCCCCGCCCCUGCCGGCGAGGAGGCGCAGGCGGAGGCAGACCAGGCCGCCGGCAACGCCAACGCCAACGUUGCUGUUGCUGGUUUCUCCUCCUCCGCCUCGUCUGUGGAGGUGGCGGCCCUGGGCGCCAAGGUGCAGCUGCUGGAGGAGGUGCUGGAGAGCCGGCUGGGCGGGCUGCGGGAGGAGGUGCGCGCCGCCAUUGACACCGCCACCGGCGUGGCGGCGGGUGGCGGCGGCGGCGGCGGCGGCGGUGGUCUGGGCAUGAGCCUGGCCUCCGCGUCCGACCUGGCGGCGCUGGACGGGCGCGUGGCGGCACUGCACACCGCCGCCAGCAACAUGCGCAACCGGCUGCUGGCGGUGCAGGAGUACGUGGACAGCACGCAGGGCAUGAUCAAGGACAUGCACGUGGCGGUGGGCUCGCUGCACCGGCGCAUCGACGGCCUGGAGGCGGCGGCGGCGGAGCAGGUCGGCGGCGGCUGGGGCGGCGGCGGCGCGGCGGACGGCUCGGGCCCCGCCAGCGGCCGCGCGAGUGUGUCGGGCGAGCCGUCCAGCCUCAAGGAGGUCCAGUCGGAGCUGCUGCGGCUGGAGCACCGGCUGCUGGCGGCGGAGGGCAGUGCGCUGGAGAGCGCCCACGGCCUGGCGUCGCUCAAGGCCCUGGCGCCGCGCCUGGCGGAGGCGGAGGCGCGGCUGGCGGACGCAAGCGGCAAGCUGGCGGCGGCGCUGGGCGGCUCGGGCAGUGCUAGCAGCGGCAUCCCGGCACCGCCCAGCGGCGUGACGCUGCCGUCGGUGGCGGCGGGGCUGCGGGCGCUGGAGCGGCGCGUGGCGUGCCGGCUCGAGGCGGGCGUGGUGGCGCUGGAGGGGCUGACGGGGGCAUUGGGUGCGGCCAGCCGCAUUGAGCGCGAGUCCACAGCCAACCCGUUCAAGGCCAUCUCUGCCGCUGUGAACAACCCGGUGGUGGCGGCGCUGGAGAAGAAGGUGGAGGCGGUGCGGGCGGAGCUGGCGGCGGCGGCGGGGCUGCUGCUGGACGACCUGCGGCGCGACGCGCGGGAGCGGCCGCCCAGCCUGGACCUCAGCGCGCACGGCGGGGCGGGGGGCGGCCUGACGUUCCGGCCGUGAGGCUGCAGGGCCGUUUGGAAGGCGGCCAGUGGGUGCGAAACCGUCGUUACCGGGAAACUGUGACCGUUGAGGGAUCGCUAUGAGCGGGUUUUGUUUGCUAGCAGUAGUGCUGCAGAAGCAAUCAGUGGUGGCUGCAGUAAGUGGGCCGGUCUUGUGCGAGCUGGGCAGGCCGCGCCCCUCGUGACCUUUCGACUGCAGGUAAUCGUACGGGAUACCCCCUUGUGAUGGGAAGGUGUGAGCAACAGGAGAUUGUGUGGGUCACUCGUCGUGUCGGACUGCAUGCGUAGGCCGUAGGGGUAUGUGUGGUGCGUGUCGGUAUACGGUAUGGGUAAUUGUCGAACGGACCAAACUACGUGAGCAAACCUUUCGGAAUGUGUAAACUGCAAAAGCUGCAAAAGCUGCAGCCACAACCUUGUGAUAGCCUCACACAUUCACACUUGACGGUGCAGGAGCAGGCACCUGCUUUUCUCAGCGUAUUGAGCUGGCCUAAAAUUGUAACAUUGGCGCGGA
Chlamydomonas reinhardtii is the source of this 8221-nucleotide messenger RNA. RefSeq lists its product as uncharacterized. The coding region runs from base 284 to 7711 and encodes 2475 amino acids. Lineage: Eukaryota; Viridiplantae; Chlorophyta; Chlorophyceae; Chlamydomonadales; Chlamydomonadaceae. The record is from RefSeq and is a predicted model, not a curated record. The transcript is spliced from 19 exons.